AUGAUGAGCACGUGCGAGAAGCUUAAUGACCAGCUAGCCGAGUUGAAGUCGAAGCGAGAUAGGUGUCAAGAGCACAUUCGCAACCUCUCGGUGAAGCUCGGAGAGUUACAGUCCGACUACAAGCAGUCAGAGACGGACCUGUAUGCAUGGCAGGCCGCGAUAGACGAGUUAGAGGAGCUGGAGGACUACAUGGUCGGAGAAGAUGCGCCAGGAGCCCGUGGCUUCAGCACAUUCAUCCCGACGAUGCAGAUGGGGGUGCAGGCGAUCGGCGAAAUGAUCAAGGUACUCAUUAAGAAGCAGCAGCAGACGGACCAUCAGAUGGCCAUGUUGAUUGGCCACCUCACGGCGACCAAUGCGAGUGCGUCGGCGGAGGAGUACGAGAGGGCCAAGUCGGAGGAGGGGGCGCACGGCCAUCAGCAGCCGCCCAUCGAGGUGCAGGCCAGCCCGACGAGCAUCCCCGCGGCCCAGCCCGACAUGCCCACGCCCGUGGCGGACCCAGGCAUCGAGCCCACGGAG
Messenger RNA from Prorocentrum cordatum, 516 nucleotides. NCBI's taxonomy places the organism in Eukaryota, Dinophyceae, Prorocentrales, Prorocentraceae. The record is from the annotation of a GenBank genome assembly.